Molecule: messenger RNA, 2724 nt
Organism: Cutaneotrichosporon cavernicola
Lineage: Eukaryota; Fungi; Basidiomycota; Tremellomycetes; Trichosporonales; Trichosporonaceae
Exons: 6
Coding region: 1-2724 (907 amino acids)
Biological process (GO): regulation of DNA-templated transcription
Cellular component (GO): nucleus
Molecular function (GO): transcription cis-regulatory region binding; DNA-binding transcription factor activity, RNA polymerase II-specific
Source: RefSeq, a predicted model, not a curated record
AUGCUUGCAACACGACCUCGUUUCUCCAUAACGAGCUACCCACGCUACGUCGGGGCGAGCCAGGCCUUCUCGCCACUCGUACCGCAUCGCAACCUCCUCCCACUCCGCCAACACCCCGCUUCCUCCCCAGCGCCUCCCGAGCACCCUCCGCGGCCACCUCUACCGCCCACGCCGCCAGCCUUCGAACGGAGCUUGCACGCAUCACCGGCUGCGUGGCCCAAGACCCUUGCCGAGGGGAGCGGGAAACUCUCGCGCGAUGACCACCCUUUCCGUUACAAGCCGGUGACAGCCAAGGAGAGCAAGGAGGAGCGUAACAUGCGCAUCGCCGACGAGAAGGACGCAUGUAUGCGUCUCCGACUGGCGGCUGACCAUUGGUCGCUUGAGGAGGGUAUGGCUGGGGGACAGGAUGGGCAGUGGCUGGCAGCGGAGCGUUGGCGCCGUCGCGAUCGCAUUCCAGGUGGCCUCACGUUGGUGCUCACGCAUGCGAAUGGGCUGCAAAAGGAGCACUGGAUCCCGAUGAUGGCUGAUCUGCUUGCGCGUGAACCAGGUACGGCUGGUAGCGAAUUUGGCACAGGUGCCGCACUCAAGGGCACCAAUGUCGCGGUGAACGACGUAUGGAUGCUCGACGACACACACCACGCCGCCAGCGUCGAUUUGAAUGCUGGCCGUCUCGGGCCAGCGCACAGUUGGAGCGACACGGCGCGCGACGUCAUCAACUUUAUCGAGCAUGUUCUUCCAGCCGUCCAGGCGGCCGAGGGCGAGGCGCCGUGGCAGCUCGCAUGGAACGACAAGACGGCCGGGCGUACUGCGCCGCAAGUCGUCGGUAUCGGACACUCGUACGGUGCAAGCGCGCUGGUGCAGGCUGCCAACUCGCGUCCUGAGCUCUUCUCCUCGCUCUUCCUCGUCGAGCCGAUGUGUGUGCCGCUCAUGGUGAAUUUCCCCGACAAGGGAUACCCCCUCACUGCGGGCGCGUUGAAGCGCCGCUCACACUGGCCUAGUCGCGAGGACGCGGCAGCAGUGCGAACUAACCCGUUGUUCAAGACAUGGGACGAGGGGGUUUUCAAGACGUGGCUCUCACACUCGCUUGCUCCGUCGGACCCCGCCCAGCCGGAUGGAGCUGUCGAGCUCGCCACGCCGACAUGGGCUGAGGCUGCCGUCUUCUCCGACCCCCACUCCACCCUGCGCGGAUGGGACCAGCUGCCCAACCUCGAGAUGCCGACGGGCUUCCUCAUGGCCGGCGACGAGGUGUGGAUGGCGGGCGAAAAGUUGGCAGGAGAGAUGGUGUGGCGGUCCAAGCGGGCACGCAACGAGCGUAUUAUGGACGCGACGCAUCUCCUCGUCCAGGAGAAGCCUGUUGAAGCAGCUGCCUCCUUGUGGCGCUUCCUGACCACUCUGGAUGCCGAACGCCUAUCUCUCCCCUGUAUCUAUGCGAGGAAACGACGCCGCACGCGUGCAGCACUUGAAGCCGACGCCGAGGCCUCAAGCCCAUCGCGACCUGGCCGACAAGCUGCAACGCCUUCGACGCCCUCUCUCCUAGCGUCUGGGCAUGUGACAGUGACUUACCUCGACCCCAGGAUUGCAAGCCGUGCUGUCACUCCCGAGGAGAGAGUGCGGCUGACCACCCCGCCAAUAAGGGACGACGAUCCCGUGACGUUUGGACUACUAAGUCUACCCGAGGCCGAGGAACUCUCUUCAAUGUUCAUGCGGCAACUGAACCCGCUGAUAAGCUUGCUCGACCCGACACUCCACACGCUCGGGUACAUGCGCGCGACGUCGCCAGCUCUCCUGAGCGCAGUACUGAUGUGCGCGGCACAGUUCUUCAGGCGUGACUUGUAUCCGUCAUUGCGGGCGCAUGCACGGUCUCUGACGGACCGCGCAACGAGCACUGGCGAGGUGUCUGUCGGUACAGUCCAGGCCCUCAUGCUCAUGUUGGCCUGGAAGGAGCCGACGGACGGGACGGGUGGGAUCAAGCUCGCCGUCGCCGUCAGAAUGGGUUAUCAGCUCGGCCUACAUCAUCCGGCGCCCCUUCCAGCCGAUGAAGACCGGGCACGCGAGAUAGCUGAUGGGACGCGGACGUGGUUUACCGUAGCAGCUUUUGAUCGGAUCAACAGUGACGUCUUUGGGCUUCCUGGCAUGGUACCGGUAUCCGAGCUUCCCGAUUGCGAGAGCUGGGCGCAAGAGACGGAGCGCUUCCAUGGCGGAGAUAUGCGGCAUGCAUGCAGCACGUCCUCGGCCAGUAUCUAUCUCGCACUGAUCCGAUUGCGGCGAAGCUACAGGUCCAUGCCGGCCCAGGUCGCAUAUGCCCUCCUCGCUGACAUCUAUACGCAGUUCGACGCGCACCUCCAUCGCUGGUUCCCCGAGGACCCGCGACAGGGCCGGUUCUCGGCGGACGAACAGGCGAUACUCAAGUGGUUCGACCUCAACCACCUCCUCCGUAUCAAGUUCCUGAUGCUGGACGUGUGUCCCCCGGCCGAGCAGGGACAGAUUGGCGCCGAUUGGCUCACACUGGCAGAGCGCUUCACGACACAGACCGAGAAGAUUGCAGCCAUCGGAUACCUGGGAUACAUGCAGGACACGAGUGUGACGCACCUGUCGACAUUUGGCGUCGUUGGUCACAAGGACGAGUUUCUGCGGCAGACACAGCCUCCAGGCGACUUUGACGCCCCGUCACUCGACGAUGAGUUUUGGAACAUGUUGUUCCCAAAUCCUGGCAUCUCGGUGUAG